ACUGGGGGACCUUCCGACGACCCCGAAGGACCGAACGCUGAUGUUCUCAACAACCUUGUUUUGAAGCAUACAAAAGCCCAAGCUCUCUCGUCCGUCUUUUGCUGUCGCUAUUCGAUCCUGUUCUUCAACAAAGAUAUCACCAUCUGCACGGCUCGCAAUCUGUUCAUCAUGAAGUCUACACUCUUCAUCGCUGCCCUCUUCGCGGGUCUCGCGUCUGCUCAGCAGGAUAAGCUCCCUACAUGCGCUCAACCCUGUGUCGACAAGUACACCACGGGCAAGGGCAUCGCCGGAUGUGGCCAGUUCGACUUCAAGUGCAUCUGCAGCAACGAGAGCUUCCUCGACGGCAUCGCGUGCUGCCUCGAGGACGAGUGCGACGACAAGGGCAAGGAGGCUGCGGUCGACUACGCGAAGAAGAUUUGCUCCACCUCGGGCGUUGAGGUCCCCGACGAGGUGGUUUGCAAGGACUCGGCCAAGGAGAGUGCGAAUACGAGCGCGAGCGCCGCGAGCGCCAGUGGUAGCAACACCGCCACCAGCGGCACCGCCAGCGGUACUGCUGCGGCUACGACCGAGACCGGUACCUCGACAGAGACCAGCGGUAGCGGUGCCGCCGAGACCAGCUCCGCUGAUAGCGGCAACGGUGCUUCGCGCGGAACAGCGGCCGGAGUGCUGGGUGCUGUCAUGAUGGCUCUCGCUCUGUGA
Molecule: messenger RNA, 699 nt
Organism: Fusarium keratoplasticum
Lineage: Eukaryota; Fungi; Ascomycota; Sordariomycetes; Hypocreales; Nectriaceae
Product: CFEM domain-containing protein
Exons: 2
Coding region: 169-699 (176 amino acids)
Source: RefSeq, a predicted model, not a curated record